This is a messenger RNA of Colletotrichum siamense, 1587 nucleotides long. Its product is annotated as putative secreted lipase. Bases 1 to 1587 code for a protein of 528 amino acids. NCBI's taxonomy places the organism in Eukaryota, Fungi, Ascomycota, Sordariomycetes, Glomerellales, Glomerellaceae. The record is from RefSeq and is a predicted model, not a curated record. The transcript is spliced from 4 exons.
AUGCGAGUAAACCAAUCCCUUCUGCUACCACUUAUCGUGGUCUCCGCGCAACCGACUGUCAUGAUAUCUUCAGGGGCCGUCCAAGGCAUCUCAACGAACAUUGGGGACGGGGUGGUGACAAUAAACAAAUUUCUCGGGGUCCCGUACGCUACGACACCAGCCCGAUUCUCCCGUCCGGAGUCACCAGAGCCAUGGACAGAGCCUCUUGAUGCCACGGAAUUUGGCCCAGCUUGCUAUCAGAAUUUCGGUCUCAAUGAACUCGGUCCUCGUCCCGAACUUUUGCAGACUCUGUUCAACACCCCAAAAGCACCCGAGAGCGAGGAUUGUCUGCGCAUCAACGUCUUCGCGCCGGACUCUACGUCUAACGCCACCCGGGCAGUGUUGGUCUUCAUCCAUGGCGGAGGCUACCAGAUGGGCCACGCAAGGAUUGAUCUCUCCUCUUUCGCAGCGUAUGAGGACAUCAUCGUGGUGAGCCUCCAGUACAGAACAAACGUCUUUGGGUUUCCCUCCUCGCGCGACAUCCCCAUCCCGGAACGUAACUUGGGGCACUAUGAUCAGCGUUUCGCUUUCGAUUGGAUUCAGCAGAACAUCGAGGCCUUUGGAGGUGAUCCUGGCAAGGUCACUAUCUGGGGUCAGUCGGCAGGGGCUCUCUCAGUUGACCAGCAUCUCAAGGCGUAUGCCACCGAAUUGCCUCUACCAUUUCGCGCCGCAAUCAUGUCGAGUGGCCAAACAAGCUUCGGUCUGCUCGCAUCACCUUCUCCGAGUGAUGGGAAAGAGUGGUCGGCACUUGCUGCCGCCGUUGGCUGUGCGAACUCGACUGGCGGCUUGGAAUGCAUGAAGAAAAUCCCGGCUGAGGACCUUGUGGAGGCCAUGUCGAAACACAGCAUUUCAUUUGGGCCUGAACUAGAUUAUGUCACCGUCUGGGGCAAUCCUGCUGAGCUGUGGAGGAGCGGCCAGGUUACCAGAGUCCCAAUACUGACCGGAACAGUGGCUGAAGAGGGAAGAAGCCUUGUGAAUAAUGAGGUUGACCUCGCGAGCUGGCUUGAAGCAUAUCUACCGGAUAGUCUGGUUAAGGAAGAAGACAGAGAGGUGAUAGUGUCAGUCUAUCGCACCAAUGGCUUGACAACCGACUUCGAUAUUGCCUCAGCUAUAACCACAGACUUCCUUUGGUUAUGUCCUCAGUCUAUUCUAUCAUCCACGGCAGCCUCCCACAAGAUUCCAUCAUGGCGCUAUUACUUCAAUACCUCCAUUCUAAACUUCUUCCCUGAGGAUUACGCCUGGCUUGGCAAGUUUCAUGGCUCAGAAGCCGUCCUUCUUUUCACUGAUCCUAACAACACGACCUAUACACCCCAAUCCUACCCAGUAUAUGAGUACCUCAGGGGCGCGAUCGGGCGAUUUGUCAAGGACCCUAAUGCGGGCCCAGGAUGGCCAGCCGUUGGUUCGCAAUACGCACCUCUAGAUCUUGUCGUUUUAGGGGAUGUCGGCAACGUCCAAACUGCUGUGACGCCGUUCAAUACCACCAUCUUGGACGAGAGGUGUGGCUUGUACAAGGGUAUCUACUCAAAGUUGGAGGCCAUGUCUAGCUAA